This is a messenger RNA of Heteronotia binoei (common prickly gecko), 3078 nucleotides long. It is a transcript of the gene CDH8, whose product is annotated as cadherin 8. Bases 192 to 2591 code for a protein of 799 amino acids. NCBI's taxonomy places the organism in Eukaryota, Metazoa, Chordata, Lepidosauria, Squamata, Gekkonidae. Gene Ontology annotation, cellular component: catenin complex; synaptic cleft; adherens junction. The record is from RefSeq and is a predicted model, not a curated record. Gene Ontology annotation, biological process: calcium-dependent cell-cell adhesion; homophilic cell-cell adhesion; cell morphogenesis. Gene Ontology annotation, molecular function: cadherin binding; calcium ion binding. The transcript has 11 exons.
UUGAGAACAAGAAAGCCCAAAGAGAGUUUUUUUAACCACCUAAACUAGCUCUAUUUAUGUUUACUGUGCUCUAGACUUGUGGAGGAGCUAUAAGUAAAUCUUCGCCGCAUGAUGAAUUGGAUGACUACGAUCUGGAAGAAAGCAAAAUAAUUGUUUCAUUGUUGCUGGUGAUUUGCUUAGUGUGUGGAACGAUGCCAGAAAGACUAACAGAAAUGCUUAUGGAUACAUGGGCCCCAUUAGUAAUAUUAUGGAUUACUGUAUUCCCAUCCAUGUACAUGGCUCCAGUGAACGAUUCACAAGUAUUACCAAGUGGAUCUAGUAGAGGACUAAAUGAAAUAAGGGAAGAGCAAAAAGUGUUGAACCGUUCGAAGAGGGGCUGGGUAUGGAAUCAAAUGUUUGUCUUGGAAGAAUUUUCUGGACCGGAACCUAUAUUAGUUGGUCGGCUACACACAGAUUUGGAUCCUGGAAGCAGCAAGAUCAAGUACAUCCUCUCAGGUGAUGGAGCUGGGACUAUCUUUGUGAUCAAUGACAAGACAGGUGACAUCCAUGCAAUGAAAAGACUUGACCGGGAAGAAAAAGCUGAAUAUACGCUAACGGCCCAAGCAGUCGAUAGGGAUACAAGCAAACCCUUGGAGCCUCCUUCGGAAUUCAUCAUUAAGGUUCAAGACAUAAAUGACAAUGCUCCAGAGUUUGUUGAUGGUCCAUAUCAUGCAACUGUUCCAGAAAUGUCUGUCGUAGGUACUUAUGUUACUAAAGUGACAGCCACUGAUGCAGAUGAUCCUGUUUAUGGAAACAGUGCCAAGCUGGUCUAUAGCAUCUUGGAAGGACAACCUUACUUUUCUGUGGAACCACAUACAGCAAUUAUUAAAACUGCUCUUUCAAACAUGGACCGAGAAGCCAAAGAGGAGUAUUUUGUUGUCAUCCAAGCAAAAGAUAUGGGUGGGCAUAUGGGCGGUCUCUCUGGAACCACAACCGUGACGAUUACUCUGACUGAUGUCAAUGACAAUCCUCCAAAGUUUGCACAAAGUUUGUAUCAUUUUUCCGUAUUAGAAGACAUUGCUAUUGGCGAUCCAAUAGGAAGGAUUAAAGCGAAUGACCUGGACACUGGCGAAAAUGCUAAAUCAUUCUAUGAUAUUAUUGAAGGCGAUGGAAUGGAUAUAUUUGAAAUCACCUCCGACUCCCAGACUCAGGAAGGCAUACUUCGACUGAGAAAGCCCCUGGACUAUGAGGCCAAAAAAUCCUAUACUCUGAAGAUAGAGGCAACCAAUGUUCAUAUUGAUCAACGUUUCAUCAGUGUGGGGCCCUUCAAAGAUACAGCAACAAUCAAGAUCGUAGUAGAGGAUGCCGACGAACCGCCUGUCUUUUCGUCACCGGAUUAUCUGCUAGAAGUGCACGAAAAUGCAGCCAUUGACUCUGUGAUUGGUCAGGUGACUGCUCGAGACCCUGAUGUAACAUCAAGCGCCAUAAGGUUUUCCAUCGAUCGGAACACUGACCUUGAGAGACAGUUCAACAUUAAUACGCAAGACGGGCGGAUAACGUUGGCAACCCCGCUGGACAGAGAAACCAGCACAUGGCACAACAUCACCAUUGUGGCAACAGAAGACAGAAACCCCAGUCAGAUAUCCCGAGUGCCUGUUGCUAUCAAAGUCCUUGAUGUAAACGACAAUGCCCCUGAACUGGCAUCAGGAGAUCAAGCCUAUUUGUGUGAAAAUGGAAAAUCAGGAAAAGUCAUUCACACCAUGAGGGCCAUUGACAAAGAUGAUCCCAAGAAUGGACACCACUUUGUUUAUAACCUCCCACCUGAACUGUCAGACAACUCAAAUUUCACAAUCCAGAAAAAAAAAGACAACACCCUUGACAUUUUAACCAAACGUGGUGGAUUCAGCCGGCAGAAGCAAGAAGUGUAUCUUCUACCAAUCAUUAUCAGCGACAGUGGAAAUCCUCCAAUGAGCAGCACCAGCACCCUCACCAUUAAGGUCUGUGGUUGCAGCAAUGAGGGUAUUGCUCAGUCCUGCAAUGCUGAAGCUUAUGUACUCCCUAUCGGUCUCAGCAUGGGAGCUUUAAUAGCAAUACUAGCCUGCAUCAUUUUGCUGCUAGUCAUUGUGGUGUUAUUUGUAACCCUGAGGAGACACAAGAAUGAGCCUUUGAUUAUCAAAGACGACGAGGACGUGAGGGAAAACAUAAUCCGGUAUGAUGAUGAAGGAGGUGGCGAAGAAGAUACGGAAGCCUUUGACAUUGCAACUUUGCAAAACCCAGAUGGAAUAAAUGGAUUUUUACCCCGCAAGGAUAUUAAACCUGAUCUUCAGUUUAUGCCCAGACAGGGAUUGGCCCCUGUCCCUAACGGUGUUGAUGUUGAUGAAUUCAUCAACGUCAGGCUUCACGAAGCUGACAAUGACCCUACAGCGCCUCCAUAUGACUCAAUCCAGAUUUAUGGAUAUGAGGGAAGAGGAUCAGUAGCUGGUUCCCUAAGCUCCCUAGAGUCUUCACCCUCAGACUCAGAUCAGAAUUUUGACUACCUCAGUGAAUGGGGCCCCCGUUUUAAAAGACUUGGAGAACUUUACUCAGUUGGAGAAAGCGACAAAGAAACUUGACAGUGGAUUACAAACUCUUUUUUUCACUCUUGACUUAAACACUCAUGUAAUAUUCUAGGGCCACUGCUGUUAGUUUUGACUAAUGUGGCUUUUGUUUUAGGGGCAAGUUUAGCACCGGUCAUCUAUAAAAUCAACUACAUUGUAAUGUUGAACCAAAAAAAAAGUGCAUAACUCAAAAGUAUAUGUUAGGAGGUCCGAGUCUUGUGGAGUGUAAAGUGAAGUACGUAGAGUGUCUAGAAGUCUUUGGAUAUUCUAUAUUCACAUGACCACUCUGAAGAAAGGAGUUUGGAUCUUUGAUAGUUUUCAGAGAAUUAAAGGGAAAAGAUACUUUUCUACAGAACAGGCUUGUGUGAAUUUUCACUGAAGAAGAGUACAUUCUGAAGGACUUUGAAGAGCUAACGGUUUAUUUCCACGUUGCCAACGAAGAUCCCACUUUAAAAAAAAAAAUGUUAAAGCAAUAUCUGGUCUUCUGUGCAAUGCUGAUUUU